UCCUGUUUCCUGGGUUUUCCAGGUGGGAAGUGUGUGUGUGUGUUGUUUGUUUAUGUUGGAGAUGAGUGGAAGUGAGAACACACACACUAACAGUAACAUUAUUACACAGGAGUUUAUAGCGUUAGAGGAUUUUAACGCUACAGGAGCAGAACAGUUGAGUUUCACAGCCGGAGACACGCUGCUGGUUCAUGAGCAGGUUUGUACAGACUGGUGGUGGGCCGAGCGGAGCGGCUGCUUCGGCUACGUUCCCUCAGCUUUCCUCCACCGAGGAGUCGAGGAUGUGGAAGACGCCUGGCAGGACGAGGAGUAUUUCAGCACCUAUGGGACUCUGAAGCUUCACCUGGAGAUGCUCUCGGACCGGCCGCGUACCGAAACCUACAGACAGGUGAUCGUGAGCAACAGCGCCGCCCUGAGGGGGAAAGUGGUGAUGGAUUUGGGAUGCGGUACCGGCAUUAUCAGCCUCUUCUGUGGCCGUUUAGCACAGCCUGCAGCUGUGUAUGCGGUGGAGGCGAGCUCGGUGGCCGAACACACAGAGAAACUGGUGAAAUUGAAUAGGUGUGACGAUGUCGUGACCGUAUUUCGAUCCAGAGCUGAAGAUCUGAUGCUUCCGUCCAAGGUGGACGUCCUGGUCUCAGAGUGGAUGGGGAACUGCUUACUGUUUGAGUUCAUGGUGGAGUCUGUGCUCCGUGUGCGGGACCGCUGGCUGAAGGACGGAGGGAUGAUGUGGCCAUCUUCUGCCUCUCUGAGCCUAGUUCCCUGUCAGGCCCACGCUGACUACAGCCAGAAAAUGGAAUUCUGGGAAAAUCUCUACGGCCUGGACUUCAGCUGUCUGCAACCUGUUGCGCAGGAGGAGUUCUUCUCCAAGCCAAAAUUCAGCCAUCAGCUUGACCCUGCCGACUGUCUCUCCACUCCAUGUGAUGUCAUCAGUCUGGACAUGCACACCCUGAGUGUGUCUGAUCUGGAGAAGCUGAGCGGAGAGUUCAGAUUCACCAUAGAAAGAUCUGGAACUCUGCAUGGCUUCACUGCCUGGUUCAGCACAUUCUUCCAUAGUUUAGAUGAGGGAGGAUCAUCACUGGAGCUCAACACCGGACCACACGCUGAGUCGACUCACUGGAAACAGACUCUGUUCAUGUUAGACGGACCAAUCGGAGUUGAGGAAGGUGACUGUGUGGGCGGGGCCAUCACGCUACAGAGGAACCCUAUUUGGAGACGGCACAUGUCAAUCACCAUAGAGUGGCGUAUAAAGAGGAGGGACGAUCCGACGUUCUGUGAGGAGAAGACAAAGCGUUUCCCCAUGUGGAGGUGAGUCUCAGCUCAGGAUUCACACAGUACAGCGCUGACGCACUCCUGCUGGACUGUCUACGUUGGUUUAUUUACUCCCUUAGCCUAAAAACUGAUAUUUUGUUUUAUUUUUUAAAAUAUUGCUGACCAAAAAAGUGCAAAACACAAUGUUAAUUCCUGAAAUUGACUCCGUUAGUUCAAUAUGUUCAAUAGAUAUGUGUGUAAUGUCUUAUGAUGCGUUCUGCUCUCAGCCGAUCGAAACACACGGUUUUAUACUGACAUUAGCGAUGUAUGUACUCAGUUUUUCCGAACUGAUGAAAUAAAAACAGUUCUUCGUCACGGACUCUUGAGUAUUUGGACUCGACUGUGUACGUUAGGCCUCAAGAGAAAAAUAAAACGUUUAAAAAAAAAACAAAAAAACAGUGGCUCUCGCAGUCGUGUGGUUUAAACCUUCCUUCACUCACAACACACUUUGGGCUCGAUGUUCGUUUCUAAAUCAGCGUUUCUGUUUACGUUCGUAAUUGUUUUUCGACGAGCUCAGACAUCUGAAGGACUGAAACUGAAUAUUUACGUGUCAGAUAUAAUAAUUGAACAUCAUGAGACGCGUAUACGUGUAUAAAAUACAAUACGAAGACAAAAUACGAGUCUAGACGGUGCGAGUGUGUGUGUGAGAGCUCUUUAAAUGCUGUCGGACGCGUGAAUGUGGCGAAUACUGAAUAUAAACCAACAUUACAGCGGUAAUAAUAAGCCAUCAUUUUUGACACACUUUCUUAUAGUACUAAGUAAAUACUAAAACAUCAUUUAAAAGCACUUUAACAAAAUAAUGGUUUUAUUUUAUCUUUUGUUCGGCAGAAACAAAUCUAUUCAGUGCCAUUACUUUCUACAUCCUAAUGUAAAGAGUGAUAAAUUACUCUAUUUGUACUGACUCCGCCUACUAUUUGACACUUUUAGGCAGAAACGCCCCAAAUGACAUAUAGAUUAAGAUCAAAACCCAAAACCAUUUUUUGAUCUUAAUCAGUUCAGUCAGACUCGUCCUGACUGAAGAGGACAUAAACAACGCCGUAUUAUAUGAUUAGAUGGAUUUAUACUGAAUUCAAUAACAAAUAUAUAUCUAUAUAAAUCUCUUGAAUAACGAAUGACAAUAUGAUACACAU
Messenger RNA from Ictalurus furcatus (blue catfish), 2435 nucleotides. RefSeq names its product protein arginine methyltransferase 2 (gene prmt2). Lineage: Eukaryota; Metazoa; Chordata; Actinopteri; Siluriformes; Ictaluridae. Gene Ontology annotation, cellular component: nucleus. The transcript is spliced from 9 exons. Gene Ontology annotation, molecular function: protein binding; protein-arginine N-methyltransferase activity. The coding region runs from base 53 to 1306 and encodes 417 amino acids. The record is from RefSeq and is a predicted model, not a curated record. Gene Ontology annotation, biological process: peptidyl-arginine methylation.